CAAUAACUCUAGCAUUUAAUCUUCCUUCAGGUUUUCCUUGAAUUGUUAUUUGUCCUUGUUACUAUUGUAAAAAGAACUUUUUCUAUGCAAUCUAUAAAGUGGAGGUGUUGGACUAGGUGAUGUCUAAAAUAUUCUUUCUGGCUCUAAGAUUAAAUGAAUUUCUUUCUCCUGCAUGAAUAUCAGUGGCCUAGGACUCCUCUAUAUUAUUCUGUCCGCGAUAGGCCUCAGUAUAAAGCCAAGCUCUAGAUACUCUAGAUGUCAUGUAUCAAGUCAUCAGUUCAUUUAGAUUCCCUGUUUAAACCAGCAAGUCUGACAGGAUAAGUGGGAAAAUGCCCAAAUCACUUUUGGAAUUAUUUUAUGAGGGUUAAUAAUUUUCUACUUGAAAAAGAAAGAGACAAAAAACCACAAUCAAAGCCACAUAAUCUAAGUCCUAUCUAAUCUUGCAUUAAAAAAAAUAAUAAAGAAAGAUACUCAAAUGGGACCUGCUUGUGAAAUUCCUUCUUUGAUAGAGUAGUUGGUUGUCCUCAUCCAGGAGAACAGAUAUCACCAAGAUGGGAGGAUGAAAAUCCCUACUAAUAAUGGAUCCCACCGAGGUAUUUGAGUUGGCCCUUUGGCAAUGUUAGGGUUAAUAUACAUUUCCUGUGAGUUGAAGGUAGGAAGGAAGGCUAGAGGAGAAGUGUCAGUGUGAUGUAUUAAAUAUUACUUAAGAUUGCUUUGCUUUCAUUCAUCUGAAGGCUGCACUCUAUCUCUUUUUCAAAGCACCUCUGGAAGCCCAUCUAUCACUAUAGAAACAGGUAGAAAUACCUAGACUCUGCUUUCACCACUUUCACUUUAGUAUUGAUGAAAGUUUGGACAAGGAAAACGUGGGAGUGUGUCCUUCCUAAGUAUGUAGACACACUUUCUUCUCUCUCUGAGGUCUCCUUGCACAGAGGAAGCCAUCACUGAGAGUUGCAGGCUCUUGGGAAUUUCCUUUUGUUCCUACAAGAUAACCAAGCCUUCAGUGAGUGCAGCAGCAGUAUAAACAGUGGCCCCAAGAAGUAGAGGCACCUUUAGCCUUUGAGCAGAUUUCAUGGACUGACUGAAUGUUUGACCCACCUCUCAUCUCCCUGGCUGUGAGGUCUCCCUGCAACUGCUUUCUCUUUUCCGGUCUGAAGGAUGAUGAUUGUUUAUUUAGCAACUUCCUAUACUGACGGCAUGAUUACUGAGUCUCCCAGCACUGCCAGGAAAGCUUACUUUCUGGAGGUCUCCUGAGGUCCUUUGGGAACUGAUCUGACAUCAUAAUGUUUUGUGGGGAAAAGAAAUUACUAGAGACAGAAAGGAGAGUAAAAGCCAAUGAUCGUGAAUUCAAUGAAAAAUUCCAAUAUGCGAAUAACCGCAUCCAUACCUCUAAGUACAAUGUUCUCACCUUCUUGCCUAUUAAUUUAUUUGAACAAUUUCAACGGGUGGCCAAUGCCUAUUUCCUUUUCCUACUGAUUUUGCAGCUAAUUCCCGAAAUCUCUUCCUUGUCAUGGUUUACAACCAUUGUGCCUUUAGUCUUGGUGUUAACUAUUACUGCUGUCAAAGAUGCCACUGAUGACUAUUUCCGUCAUAAGAGUGAUAACCAGGUGAAUAAUCGACUUUCUGAAGUACUCAUCAAUGGCAGAUUGCAGAGUGAAAAAUGGAUGAAUGUGAUGGCAGGAGACAUCAUUAAACUAGAAAAUAACCAAUUUGUUGCUGCUGAUUUGCUCCUGUUGUCAAGCAGUGAACCACAUGGUCUCUGCUAUAUUGAAACUGCUGAACUUGAUGGGGAGACCAACCUAAAAGUCCGCCAUGCAUUACCAGUUACUUCAGAACUUGGAACAGAUAUUAGCAGGCUAGCAAAAUUUGAUGGGGUUGUUGCCUGUGAGCCUCCUAACAACAAAUUAGAUAAAUUCACAGGAGAUCUCUCUUGGAAAGAUAACAAGUACCCACUCAACAAUGAGAAGAUAAUUCUGAGAGGCUGCGUAUUGAGAAACACCAGCUGGUGCUUUGGAAUGGUUAUUUUUGCAGGUCCUGACACUAAACUAAUGCAGAAUAGUGGUAAGACUAAAUUUAAAAGGACAAGUAUUGACCGACUAAUGAAUACUCUAGUAUUGUGGAUCUUUGGGUUUCUGGUAUGUAUGGGAAUUAUUCUCGCAAUAGGAAAUUCAAUCUGGGAACACCAAGUUGGGGACUAUUUCCGAGCAUUCCUUUUUCAAGAUGAAGUAGUGAAGAAUUCCAUUUUCUCAGGAUUUCUUACGUUUUGGUCGUACAUUAUUAUUCUGAAUACUGUCGUGCCCAUUUCCUUAUAUGUGAGUGUGGAAGUUAUCCGGCUGGGUCAUAGCUAUUUUAUAAACUGGGAUCGGAAGAUGUAUUAUUCCAAAAAAGAGACACUUGCUGAGGCUCGAACAACAACACUCAAUGAAGAACUAGGCCAGAUUGAAUAUGUUUUCUCAGACAAAACAGGAACCCUCACUCAAAAUAUAAUGACUUUUAAUAAAUGCUCCAUUAAUGGAAAGACCUAUGGUGAAGUAUAUGAUGACCUGGGUCGGAAGACAGAAAUAAAUGAGAAAACAAAGCCUGUUGAUUUCUCUUUCAACCCUCAAGCAGAUAGCAAAUUUCAGUUCUAUGAUCAUAGUCUAGUUGAAUCCAUUAAACUUGGAGACCCCAAAGUACAUGAAUUCUUUAGGCUACUUGCACUCUGUCACACAGUGAUGCCUGAAGAGAAGAAUGAAGGAAAAUUAAUUUAUCAAGUCCAGUCACCUGAUGAAGGAGCUCUAGUAACAGCAGCAAGGAACUUUGGAUUUAUUUUUAAGUCUCGGACUCCAGAGACCAUCACAGUAGAAGAAAUGGGAAAAGUUGUUACUUAUCAGCUACUCGCCUUUUUGGAUUUUAACAAUAUCAGAAAAAGAAUGUCAGUUAUAGUUCGAAACCCAGAAGGGCAGAUAAAACUUUAUUGCAAAGGAGCAGAUACCAUUCUGUUUGAAAAACUUCAUCCAACUAAUGAAGAACUUAUGAUGUUGACAUCAGAUCAUCUCAGUGAAUUUGGAGGAGAAGGACUCCGGACCUUGGCCAUCGCAUACAGAGACCUAAAUGAAGAAUACUUUAAAGAGUGGUUUAAAUUGCUGGAAGAGGCAAACAGAGAAUUUGAUAAGAGAGAUGAGUGUAUUGCUGCAGCAUAUGAAGAGAUUGAAAAAGAUAUGAUGUUACUAGGUGCUACCGCGAUAGAAGACAAAUUACAAGAUGGUGUUAUUGAAACAAUUGCUAGUUUAUCCCUCGCUAACAUUAAGAUCUGGGUCCUCACAGGAGACAAACAAGAAACUGCCAUGAACAUUGGUUAUUCUUGUAACAUGUUGACGGAUGACAUGAACGAGGUAUUCAUCAUAUCAGGGCACAGUGCAGCAGAAGUCUGGGAAGAACUCAAGAAAGCAAAAGAAAUAUUGUUUGGAAGAAGCACAGGCUUUACCAAUGGCUAUGCAUUUUGUGAAAAACUACAGGAAUUAAAGCGGGGUUCAACUGUAGAGGAAUCAGUAACUGGGGAUUAUGCCUUAAUCAUAAAUGGGCAUAGUUUGGGCCAUGCACUUGAAGCUAAUCUACAGAGUGAAUUCCUAGAAAUUGCCUGCAUAUGUAAGACUGUGAUUUGCUGCAGAGUUACUCCUCUUCAGAAAGCCCAAGUGGUGGAAUUGGUUAAAGAGUACAGGAAAGCAGUCACUUUGGCCAUAGGAGAUGGAGCCAAUGAUAUCAGCAUGAUAAAAAGUGCACAUAUAGGAGUUGGCAUCAGUGGUCAGGAAGGAAUGCAAGCAGUUUUAGCCAGUGACUACUCCUUUGCACAAUUUCGAUAUCUCCAGCGACUCCUCCUGGUUCAUGGAAGGUGGUCCUAUUUCCGCAUGUGUAAAUUUCUGUGCUAUUUCUUCUACAAGAAUUUUGCUUUCACCCUUGUGCACUUCUGGUUUGGAUUCUUUUGUGGUUUCUCAGCACAGACUGUGUAUGAUCAGUGGUUCAUCACCCUUUUCAAUAUUGUCUAUACAUCACUGCCUAUAUUAGCCAUGGGGAUUUUUGACCAGGAUGUGAGUGAACAGAACAGCAUGGACUAUCCCAACCUCUAUAGACCUGGGCAAUUGAAUCUACUUUUCAACAAGAGUAAAUUUUUCAUCUGCAUUGCACAUGGGGUGUACACCUCCUUCGCUCUUUUCUUCAUUCCAUAUGGUGUAUUUUAUAAUCUAGCUGGUGAAGAUGGAAAGCAUAUUGCUGACUACCAGUCUUUUGCUGUUACCAUCGCUACAUCUCUAGUCAUUGUUGUUAGCGUACAGAUAGCCUUAGAUACCAGUUACUGGACAGUUAUUAACCAUGUUUUCAUCUGGGGCAGCGUUGCCACAUACUUCUCCAUUCUCUUUACAAUGCACAGUGAUGGCAUCUUUGAUGUCUUUCCAAAUCAGUUUCCAUUUGUAGGAAAUGCACGCCAUUCCUUAACCCAGAAAAACAUUUGGUUGGUCAUUCUUUUGACAACUGUGGUUUCAGUCAUGCCUGUGAUUGCAUUCAGAUUUAUAAAGGUGGAUUUAUAUCCAACUCUGAGUGAUCAGAUACGCCAGUUGCAGAAGGUUCAAGACAAGGCAAGACCCCUAAAGAGUCACAGACGUCAACCCCGGAGAACCAGCUCACGAAGAUCUGGAUAUGCAUUUGCUCACCAAGAGGGCUAUGGAGAACUUAUCACAUCUGGAAAAAAUAUGCGAGUGAAAAAUCUACACCCGACAUCAGGGUUGGGAAAGACGAUGUAUAAUAGCACUAGCUGGAUUGAAAAUUUAUGUAAGAAAACCACAGACACAGUGAACAGCUUUAGCCUGGAUAGAACAGUGAAACUCUGAGUCAAGAUGAAUUUGAACUAAAUAGUUUAUCUUUUAAAACUUCAGCUUGGGCUGAAAGUUGACUGGCCUCCAGGGGUUGGGAUUGGGGAAUGGUGGUGGGGCAGAUUGCCUCAUUUCAUUUUGGUCCAUGUCAGAUGUCUGCUUUAGUACCAGAUCCAGAGGGGCAUGUUUCACUGGAAAACAUGGGCCAGAUGGGGACAGUAUGCUUCUCUUUAUUCAGUGGAAGAAACACUAGCAAUGUAAAUAUACAUAUACACACAUUAUAUCAUUCCAGAUACCACUUGCUCUUUGAUUUUUAAGACUUCAUUUGGGAAGAUAAGAUUAUGAGUUGAGUUUUGUAUGCACACUGAGUAGUCUUUCAGAAAGAUGGAAACACUUUACAAUAUCAUUAAAGUCAUUUAAAAGGACAGCUGAGCACAUACAUGCCAGAGAAGUCACUUCUAAGAUACAACUUUAGUUGUCCAAAUUUGUACAAACCUUAACUAGAGAUGAUGCUAGCAUGCCACAUUCUCAUCUUUUACCUGCUAAUCCAGGACAACUAGCCAUUCGGAUCAGAUCGUCACCAACAAAAAUGAAUGUUGACCAUUCUUCACGUCAUUUCCUUCAUGAAUUUAUUCCUCUGGUCUAAGCAAUAUGUGUCUUAUCGCACAACAUGGCAAAAAGGGAAAUAUGUGUUAUAUUAUAAUAUAUGUAAAAUUUAUUUCAUAUUACUUGUUUUCUUGGGGAGGUAGGAAAAAAAUGAUCUCUUUCAUUUUACUACCAGUAAGGUAUCAAAGGGAAGGCAGACUGGUAACAAAUCUGUAUAGGCUGAUCGUUAAGAUUGUUAAACUGGAAAAUGUUAGGGUCAUGUCCAAAGAAUAUUUGAGUCUCCCUAAAUAUAUAUUCCAAAUUCUUUUUACUAGCAUCUGCAAUAACUAUAACUUUACUAAGUCAUCAAAAAUAUUAAAUAUCUUUUCAAGUUACUACUCUCUCAUAUUGUAAAGGCAACUUAUUUUCAGCAAUUGUAAUUUUUUAAAACAACAUGAAGAUUUAAACCUGAUAUUUCACCAUCUGAUUUUUGAAAUUUUCAUUUAGUUAUUCAUGUUUCAAUCCUUAAGGGAAUUUUGAGGUUUUUAAAAAAUUCUUUUAGGACUUUGCUGAUUUCAUACUUUAAUAUCAAUGUAGCUGUUCUUUCCACAAAUCCAAAUCUUCAUGCCUCCAUACUCAGUUUUUAGACCUAGAAUUUGAGGUAUCUUCUAAAGCUAUCUAACCCAACCCUCCCAUUUCCAGGAGAGGAACUGAGGCAAAGAGAACCUAUGUGACUGAGCUAAAGUAAUAUGGGUAGUAAGUGUUGGAGGCUGGAUUUGUACUCAGAUGCUCUGAUUUCAGAGUCACUGCUCUUUCCACUACAAUUUUUGUUGUUGCUCUCAGUUGUAAUGUUUACCAUCCAAGUAUAUCUUCCUUGGGGAAUGGUUAGUUGUCUCCAACCAAGAAGUGCCCAUCUGUAAGCAAGAGUGCCUAUAUCUAUCUGCCAGAUGUGGACUAGUGGACAAUGUCUCCUGUCCCUAGCUUUUACCAUGUCAGUAUUAAGGAAGAACUGCUUCUUUUCUUUUGUAAUGUCUUUUGAAAGAUUUAAAAACAUUCAGUAAAAGUUUGGCAUGUUUGAUCUUUAGUUUCUUUUUUAUUGGGAAGGAAACUGGGGACACUUUGUUGCUUUAGUAAAGGUUUUAAAAUGAUUUUUGUUGGGGUUUUUUCGUAUUUUUUUUUCCUCAUAAGUGCCUUGGGAGAUGCAUAUAAUUCUCAUGGUCAAAUUCAAAAUUUAAGUGAACUCUUUGUAUGUGUGUGUGGCAGGGUGGGGAGGAUGGAAGAAGUCCAACCUUGUUAAGUUAAGGUGAAGAUGAGGAUGUUUAUAAACUGAUACUGUCAGUGCAUGAGUGAGAGGAACACAUUAUCAAUUUACAACUGCCUCAGUGGUCCAAAGGACUGCUACAAAAAAAGUUCACUUUCACACAAGGAAAUUUGUUUCAUUCUUGAAUCCGUUACUGAGAUGGUUAUAAGGUUGGUUUUCUUUUUAACCCAUGAAAUUCUAUUUUUAUUCAAACUUCACUAGACUUUGCAAAGAAGACCUCUUUACAGACCAGCACUCAAAUAGGAGACCUAAAGUAGUAUGAAACUAUUAGUAAUGCCUUGGAUUACCAUGCACAACUACCAAUUGAAUUUUCCUAAAUUUCCAAAAAUUCCUAAAUUCCCAUGUUAAUCACUCUUCCUGCUUCUUCUGUGUACUCACAGGCACCUAAAAAAAUUAAGCAAAUUCAGUUACCAAAGAUAUAGUUAUGGAAAGAGCAAAGAGACUGAUUUGCACUAAAAGUAAUAAGUGCAAGUUCAGAAAGAUUUUGUGCUUAAGUAAAGCUUGUCUUGCUUUUUUUUAAUAGCUAUGCAUUUAUUUAGACUUUGACUCUUUUUGGGAAAAUGGGCCAAAAAUAUGUACAGUCUUCAUAAAGUCCUUAUACAUUUUAAAACUCAAAAACUGAAAGUUGACAAACCACACAAGGACUUUUUGUAAAUUAUAUUUAUGUACCCAUAAAUACAUAGGGGCACUUCAGAUACUUCCUAGCCAUAUGACCCUGGGCUAGUCACUUAACCCUGAUCACCUAGCCCUUGCUGCUCUUCUAUCUUAGAAUAGAUAGAAGGUCAUGGUUUUCAGGAGAAAAAAUAGAGAGGAAUACAUAUUGACUUUAGAGUUUCUGUAUAAUACAUUCUAUAAUAAUGCCUUUAUAAACAAUAUCAACAUUAUAAUAUGAUAUACUGGAUUCUUUAUUAGGUACUUUGCAAUACAGUUAAAGAUGCACUAGCCUUUAAUCAUAUUUCAUUUGAUUUUAAAAAUCUGAUUUAGAUGUAUGAUUUCAUUGACAUAGAAAAUUUCCAAGUAGGAAACCCAUUUGACCAAUGCAAAUCAGCAACUGCUGUGUAACUAAUAUUUUUAAUAAUUGCCUGAGUUAACCUCCAAGUGAUUAAAUGAUUUGCCCAUGGUCACCUAGUCAGUCUAUAUCACAGGAAGUGCUCAAACUCAAGUCUUCCUGAUUUGAAGACUAGUGAGCUCUCCCCCCUAUCAUACUGACUUUCAUUUUAUUUACAGGCAAAGAGUAUUUUAUAAUGAGGUUUCAGUAUACUUCCUUUACUGACAAUCAAAAAAAGCAAUAAAGAAGAGAAAAUAUAACACUGUGGAGUGUGGACUAGAAAUUGAAUAACUAAUUCUUUCAAGGAUUCAGUGUGAAAUCAAAGAAACUUACUGUAAAGAAGACUGUACUAUUUAGUCAGGAGACUUGGGUCCUACUCCAAAUUCUACUGCCAACUAGCUAGCCAGCCUUGGAAAGUCUUUUUUACCCUCUCAGCUUCCUCAUCUCUAAACUCAAGAUGGUGGAACUAAAUUAUCCCUACAUUUCCUUCCAGGUCUAAGAUUCUCUGAUUUUGCUUGUUUACCAUCUUUCUUCCCUGUUUACUUGUUUUCUUGGUCUUUCAAGUAUGUCAUUUUGUAACUGAAGUUGGAUGUUUCUUUAUAGCUGGCUACAAAAUCUUUUAUUUGUUGUACAUUGCCUAGAUAGUACCUAGGACAGUGCUGAGCACUGUUGAAUGAAUGAGAAACCUUGUCCACAAAAUAGAGAACUCCUUACAUAAUUGAACUAUGAUGUUUGGUCAUAGUACUUCGGAGAGUAGGAUAGUAGUAGAUGGGUGGAGGAAUAGAUGAAUUAGAAGAUUGACCUUUUCCCUGGAGGUAACAUUCAGAAGAGGACACAGGUCAAAUUUAUAUGAAAAAUGGGUAUUUGGGGAGGAUGCUUAUAGAGCAUAAUUAAUAAAAACUAUAAUAUUUAUAUAGUGUUUAUUAUGUACCAGCACUAAGUAUAAUUUUACUACAUUUAAUCGUAGGUGCAAUGAUUUUUCUCCAUUUUACAGAUGAGGAAAUUAAGUAACUUUCUCAAGGUCACACAGGUAGUCAGAGGACUGAUUUGAUCUCAGCUUUUCCUUUCUCCAGACCUUGUGAUUGACCUAUCCACUAUUCUACUAUUUGCCAUAAUCAGGAAGAACCUGUUUCUCUCUUUUUUUUUUCUACCUCCAUUGAACUAACUGUCUUCUUUAUAAACAUUUUUUCCCUUCAGGUAUUAACCUGGUAUUUGGGAAAAAUAAGGAAUGACAGUCAUGUGUAGGAAGCAAUACUUUUUCCUAUAAUUUAGACAUGAAUCUAUAACUAAGCAAUCAGAACAAAUCUCUCCUCUCUAUGCUCAGAAAAAGAUCAAUUGGGCAUCAAAUACUUCAAAGUUGAAACUUUAAGGCUUUAAAGGUGUGAUUCCUCACCCCCCUCUCCUUUCUCAAAUCCAUGGAACAACAUUUCUAUACAUUUGGCUUCUCUAAUUCAUCUCAACUUCAAACAAAGGACAAGUCUUAAAAAUUAAAAAAAAAUAUAUUCCAAAUGCCUUUGUUCUUUCUGGACAAUGGGAAAGUUUACAAACAAAAAACUAUCCAUUUUGAACUUAGAAUUCUGUGGAAUUAUAGUUGUGGAGACUAUGUACAAGGGAAAAAAUGGGCCCUCAAAUGUUUAUCCCAAAUAAUCUGUCAUUAUGAAUUUUGUGCAAGUAAAUUAUUUUAAUCUAUUAGUGUGCAUAGUUUUAAAAAAAAAAAACCUCUUCCAUUUCUGAAAUUGAUCUGAUUUUAUUUUAUUUUUGCCUUUCUUCGUAUCCACAGUGCUUAACACAUUGCCUGACACAUAGUAAAUGCUUAAUAAAUGCUUAUUGGCUGACCAAGUGAUUAUCAGGCAAAAAUCUCUCUCGUUUUUCUUCACUUUGUCCUCCUGUCCUUUCUUCUUUCCUCCAUGUUUCCUUCCUUCUCUCUCCUCCCUUUCUCUUCCUCUUUUUCCUUUUUUCCUUCCACCUUUCCUUCCUUCCUUCCAAAUAAAGUUUAGCUACUAAAAAAAAACACAACUAAACAUAAUUAUGUUUCAAUUGAAAUAAUAUUAUGUUUCAGUCUGUAUAAUGGGUUUGGAGUGGUUAAAUAUUAGCUAUAACCAUAUAGGACCAUGAUUUUCUAAUUUUUACAUUAACAUCUGGUGCUAAACAUCUGCAAUUCACUCUUCCUGCGUCAUAUCUCAUUCCAAAGUGAGAAAUCAUGAACUUUUGCAAUUCUCAGGCUUAAGCAUUUCACUUAACUGCUUGGAAGGCUGAGCAAGACAACUCAUAUGCUUCAAAACUCAUUGCAAAAGAUUAUAUGGGUCUCAUUGUACGUAUUUGCAGGUCUGUGGCUAUUCCUUAAAUAGAGAAGUGGCCUCUCUGUCCUAACAUUUCAAAAUUUCCAGUAAGGCCUAUGUUUUGUUUUGUUUUUCUUCCUGUAACUAGCAUAAAAUAGAAAUCAGCUUAGAGAUGUGUACUUAAAUGUCCAGAUUUCAUUCUAAAAAAACAAUAAAUUUAAUUGAUGCAUUGGCCAGGAUUUUCUGACUAGGAUAAAUUGCAUUCCUGUUGGGUUAAUCAUGAUAAUUUGCAAUUAAAAAAAAAACUUGAACUUUGUUUUCAUAUAGGUGGGGGAUAUGCGGAAAAUUUAACUGAGUUUUUGACCAAGCGUUCUUUUUGUUGCACCCUUUGUUGGAAAUAUUUCCAAGUUGUCAUCCUUCCAUUCAAGUUAUCUUGGUCCAUUUCCCCCUCGGAUAUGUUUUUUAUAAAAUCUAAGUGAAUUUUAAUUUUUUAUUUUUUUACAAUGUAUUACUUUGUACUUUCAAAGAGUUCUCAUCUUAUGGAUUGAUCUAUAUUUGGACCAAUGUUGAGGUAUAAGGAAGGUGGAAUAGGCUUAAGUUGUAUGCUUUUCACUCAAAGAAGUAAAUGGCUUUAUUGUUAGAGGUACAUUGAAACCCUAAGGUCAGCCACUUUUCUUUAGAUGUCAUUUAGAUAUUCUUUCUUCUAAAAGUAAAAUAUAGACUCCAAAAUGCUAAUUAAGGAUUCUAAAGAAUUAUGUUAUGGCUAAACAAAAUUUUAUUUUAUGUCUAGAAAACAUAAUAUGAAAUUAAAAUUUUAAAUUGUAAUUAGAUUUUACUUUUUCUGUGGUACAUAGCUUUAUGAAAUCAUUUAGCAAAAAUGCUCCUAUUGAAAGCAAAUUAAAAAAUUGAAAAAGUUUUUAGAAUGGAAAUCAAUAUACUAAUUAUUGAAUUAUCUAGUUCAAAUGCUAUAUUCCAAACAAUCGUGUUAAUUUCUAUUCACAUAUUAUAUUUCCAAAAUCCUUUUUGUAUUUAAAUGAUUUUGCACUUAUUAUUGUAUAAUUGUCAAUUCAGUAUUUUGUACAAAUAAAACAUUUGCAAAUAAUAAUGGCUCUGAGAAUUUGGUGGGGUUAAUGAAAUGUGGGACUUUAGAAAAAAAAAUCCUCCAAAUUGACUAUGAUCAAUAAGAGACACAAUUACUAGUUUCUUGGAAACUAGUGGCUUUUAGCACACAGACACAUUUAAAAAUCUUUCCAUUAUCACAUUAUUUGUUCCAGAGCACAUGCCCUUACUACUCCUGCCAAAUUGUCACACUAUAAAAGCCCAGUGAUGACAUUAUAAAAGCAAAUGACUUUAUUAAGACAACAUAAAUGUGGAAACUAGGCUAUUUGUAAUUUUUCAACCUCAACCUACCCAAGUGCAUAGAAAAAAAUAAAGUGAAAUUAAAUAAUAAUAAAAAUAACAAAAGCACUUUAGUGAUUUCAAGAACAGUUAAAAUAGGUACAGUUCCCCCCCCAAAAAAAAAAC
Messenger RNA from Monodelphis domestica (gray short-tailed opossum), 11598 nucleotides. It is a transcript of the gene ATP8B4, whose product is annotated as ATPase phospholipid transporting 8B4 (putative). Gene Ontology annotation, molecular function: ATP hydrolysis activity; ATP binding; magnesium ion binding. Lineage: Eukaryota; Metazoa; Chordata; Mammalia; Didelphimorphia; Didelphidae. The record is from RefSeq and is a predicted model, not a curated record. Gene Ontology annotation, cellular component: plasma membrane; trans-Golgi network. Gene Ontology annotation, biological process: Golgi organization; phospholipid translocation.